AUGGAGGAGAUAGAGGAGCAAAUAGGUGAUGAUGGGAUGGGGGGGGCUGAAGAGGCUGGGAAUGAUGAGUAUGAGGGAGAGGAGGGUGGGGACGAAGAGGAGGAGGAAGGGGAUGGGGAGGAGGGGAGGUGGGAGAGGGGGAAGAGGAAGAGGAGAGAGGGGGGUGAGGAGGAAGAGGGGGAGGGAGAGGAGGGAGAUGGGGAGGGAGAUGAGGAGGGGGAAGAUGGGGAGGGAGAGGAAGGGCCUGUGCAAGGAGGGGGAGCAAGUAGCAAUGAAAAUGGUGUUAUGGAUGGUGAUAUGGAUGUUGAUAUGGAUGGUGAUAUGGAUGGUGAUAUGGAUGGUGAUAUGGAUGGUGAUGUGGAUGGUGAUAUGGAUGGUGUUAUGGAUGGUGAUAUGGAUGGUGAUAUGGAUGGUGAUAUGGAUGGUGAUAUGGAUGGUGAUGUGGAUGGUGAUAUGGAUGGUGAUAUGGAUGGUGAUGUGGAUGGUGAUAUGGAUGGUGUUAUGGAUGGUGAUAUGGAUGGUGAUAUGGAUGGUGAUAUGGAUGGUGAUAUGGAUGGUGAUGUGGAUGGUGAUAUGGAUGGUGUUAUGGGUGGUGAUAUGGAUGGUGAUAUGGAUGGUGAUGUGGAUGGUGAUAUGGAUGGUGAUGUGGAUGGUGAUAUGGAUGGUGAUAUGGAUGGUGAUGUGGAUGGUGAUAUGGAUGGUGAUGUGGAUGGUGAUAUGGAUGGUGUUAUGGAUGGUGAUAUGGAUGGUGAUAUGGAUGGUGAUAUGGAUGGUGAUGUGGAUGGUGAUAUGGAUGGUGUUAUGGAUGGUGAUAUGGAUGGUGAUGUGGAUGGUGAUGUGGAUGUUGCUGACGGUGAUGAUGGGUAA
Molecule: messenger RNA, 867 nt
Organism: Closterium sp. Yama58-4
Lineage: Eukaryota; Viridiplantae; Streptophyta; Zygnematophyceae; Desmidiales; Closteriaceae
Source: the annotation of a GenBank genome assembly